AUGUCCGAAAAACACGAGUAUAAGCCCUUAAUGGGCGAAGAGAUAGGCGAAGACAUCCGAGGCCUCAGAAUCUCACAUUCCGCAAAAGAAGAAAGAAAUAACAAACGGCUUCAGCGGUUGAAUAUAGUUCUGAUAAUCCUCGUUUCCCUCUUACUCUCCUUAAACAUCUUACAGAUCAGCCUCUACAAGGUGCUAUUGUCACAUACCACCCAGAGCGAGUCUACGACAUAUCGAACGAAAUAUGCUGGACUGAAAGAAGGAGAAAUAGAUGUGUUCUGGAAUCAGAAAGGCGCUUACGCCGACCCCAACGAUGAAGUGCGGGAUCGCCUUUGGGAUAGCCUAGAUUUCGAUCCGGGUGUUGUCGCGGUACCUAAGUCAUGGGCGGCAGAGAAAGGCUUAGACGAAGCGGCGACGUUUCCCUGGGAUUCCAGUAAAUCCCUCUACUUUGUGAACGCUUACCACAGCCUGCAUUGCAUCAAGCAAGUUUACCGGGCUUUCAGGGACUACCGGAUGGGGAACCUACCGUCGAUAUCGAACGGGCACGUAGUCCACUGCCUUGACCAGCUACUUGCAGAUAUCAAGUGCCAGGCAGACGACACGCUCCGCGCCACCAAUGUCUCGACACCUCACAAUUCGGCGGUAUACCAGACGCACAAAUGUCGCAACUGGGACGCCCUGGAGAAGUGGACGCAGACUUAUCCGAGCUGCUACCGGUACGGAAAUGGCACGUUCGAGGAUAAUCAGCCCAGCCAGCUUCCGAGAUUUCGGUUCUGCCAGGAGGGCACCCCCGAGUGGGAAAAGGCGCGGAAGUAUUUCGGAAAGGGAACGGACUGGAAGCCGACUGAGGAGAAGAAGUUCAGCUGGGUUGAUUGGGGUUAA
Messenger RNA from Daldinia caldariorum, 879 nucleotides. RefSeq lists its product as uncharacterized. The coding region runs from base 1 to 879 and encodes 292 amino acids. Gene Ontology annotation, biological process: mycotoxin biosynthetic process. The record is from RefSeq and is a predicted model, not a curated record. Lineage: Eukaryota; Fungi; Ascomycota; Sordariomycetes; Xylariales; Hypoxylaceae. The transcript is spliced from 3 exons.